Patella vulgata (common limpet) is the source of this 2467-nucleotide messenger RNA. RefSeq names its product G-protein coupled receptor moody. Gene Ontology annotation, molecular function: G protein-coupled receptor activity. The coding region runs from base 190 to 1452 and encodes 420 amino acids. The transcript has 3 exons. Gene Ontology annotation, cellular component: membrane. NCBI's taxonomy places the organism in Eukaryota, Metazoa, Mollusca, Gastropoda, Patellidae. Gene Ontology annotation, biological process: G protein-coupled receptor signaling pathway. The record is from RefSeq and is a predicted model, not a curated record.
AGCUUGGUGCUACACGCCAAGGUGUGGUUACUAUUUGUAAACAUUAGAUAACUUUAUAAACAUUUAGUCAUACAUUCUGAAAAUGUAAAUUCAAGUAACCACACCGGUAAAAUUAAAGUGCUCGAUUCUAAAAAUUGGAAAAUUAAUUUUAAAGAAAAAUAAGGAUUAGGCUAACAAAGGAAUUUUAAAAUGAAUGUAGGGAAGUUAUUCCCUAUUAAAGAGGGAAGGAAGAAUUAUCUGAUGAAUGUAUCCAGUAUGGUGGACGAGUCGUCGAGCCAGUUGAAAGUUGAUGUAGCGCGGGAAACUGUAUCGCUAUAUACCGCGGUUAUACUGAUGGCUAUUAUUAUUAUUGUUGGUUGUGUUGGUAAUGUAAUGGUCAUUUUGGCAGUUAAAACUAACAAGAAGUUACAAUCGGAAUCCAACAAGUUUGUUGUUAAUCUGAGUGUCUGUGAUUUAUUAUUUGUUACCAUGGUUUUACCGUUUAAUAUAUAUACAUAUAUAGAAGAUGAUUGGUUCCUUGAUCACAUUCUCUGUAAAUUUAUUGGUUUCUUAGGAUAUACACUCACUGGUACAACUAUCAUCACCAUUACAUUAAUAGCAUGGAACCGAUAUAAAUUGAUUUUGGAUCCAGCAGGAUAUAAAAGCAUAUUUGCACCAAGGAAUCUAAAGAUCAUGAUUGUUGUUGCCUGGGUGUUUCCGGUGAUAUGUCUACUUCCGGCGCUAACAGAAAUAUGGGGGAAAUUUGGUUACGUCGCCAUGUUGGUUACGUGUAAUUUAAUGUUAAAUCACGAGAGUCAAUCGUUUAAGUUGUUUUUGUUGAUUGUUCGAGCCGCUGUACCGUGCAUUCUAAUUGUUUAUUAUUAUAUGAUGAUUUACUACACAACCAGACAAAGUCAUCUUCGUAUGUCCAGGUCUAUCUCCAAGUCAGCUAUAGAGUAUAACAACCACAGAAAGGAAAUGCACCUCACGAGGAUGAUGAUCAUUAUCUUUCUGGUGUUCAUUCUGUCGUAUUUCCCUUGCACCGUCUCGAGUGUAAUAGACUGGAAUAGAGUUUUAUCGAAGAGAUUUCACAUGUUUUGUAUAAUAACUGUUUACGUUGGCAGUGCUCUCAACCCACUAAUAUACGGUCUAAUGAACUCGCAAUUCCGAUUGGCUUACUUCCGGUUGUUGUCUUGCUAUCAAAUCGGCACCACCGCGAAAUCUAAACAGGUUAAGAAAGACACUGUUCUGAAUGUCGGCACGCCUAUUGUUCGAAAGAAGAUCACGCUCACUCCAGCCGGAUUCAACGAUGACAUGAACCAGUGUUCCUCAUCCGACCUGUUGAAACGCAGUAACGUAAGCUUGCCGGAUCUCUAUAAAUUGAGCGUGUCUUACGAGGAUGAGGAACAGUCUACAACAACCAAGGAUGGGUCAGAAGUUUACGUUCGUUUGUUGGAAAAAUCCGAAAUAUAACAAAGUAAUCGUUUGUCGGAAUAAUCCGAAAUAUAACAAAAUAAUCGAAUUUUAUAAUACAUCGUAGGACUUGUUAAUACAGUCUAUAUAUCAAACAACAGGGUAAGAAUUAUAUAUAGAUUUAUAUAUAUUAAGAUGCUGUACAUUGAUUAAUGCUUUAUUUAUCCAAAGAUAAUCGUUAUUUAUUAGACAGUACGUGUACUGCUAAACUGUUAUAGUGAAUUAUUCUCUGUGAUUAAAAGGAAUCAAAAUGUGCAGAUACGUUUACUGUUUUAGGUACAUGUUAAAGCUUUCCGGACAAGCAAUUAAAUGACGAAAGGUACGUUGUGUUUGGCAGGAUAUACACUCUGUAAAUCGGGGGCUAAGUGAGAGGGGUGCAGUGACGAGCUUUGCGUCAUGGUUUUGAGUUUUUGCGCCCCCUUGAGUUUUUGAGCCACUCGCAAAUUGCAAAAGAUCACGCGGUUUCAAUGCGGUUUUCAAAAUUAUAAUCAUAAUGAUAAUGCCCAACCAAUGUCAAACAUAUACCGUGGGUCAGAUAUGCUACAAAUCGACUCUAGCAUGUUCCACACACCCCAAUAUUUCCCAGUGACACUGUGAGGGACUGCCACCCACCCCGUCCCCCGCACACACAUAUAAAUAUUGCUUUUUGGGGGGCCCGGAUGGGAUCUUGUUCCUCAUGAAAAAUCAUGGGUCACCACGCCCCUCCUGUACAUACCAAUGAAUUGUACAUAGUUAUUAAUUUUGUAGUACCUUUUUAAAACGCCAUUUCACAAGGGUCGUGUAGGUUAGCGCAAGUGUCGUGUUUUCAGUCAAGGAUUCAUACUUCUAGCCGAAUCGAGUGGAUUUUCUCCCCACUGCUAACGAUCCCUGUGUAAGAAAGGCUGUGGUCUAUAAAGUUGUAUGUAGUUAAUGAUUUUAUUUAUAAAAAAAAGAACACUGUAAAUGAAUUUUAUUUAUAAAAAGAUGAAUUUCUAAAUGGCUUGUACUAUAUUGUUUAAAUAAUAUAAUAAUCAUG